AUGGCGUCAAACGACAUUGCUGUUGUGGGAGCGGCUUUCAAGCUGCCCCAAGGAGUGGAAGAUGAGUCCAAACUUUGGGAUGUCCUUAGCAGUGGGCAGAAUCCCAUGACAAACUGGCCCGAGUCUCGAGUGAACAUUGGAUCGUUCUACGAUGAUGAUCCGACCAAGAUCAACAAGCUCCAUUCAAAGGGUGCGCACCUCUUGGACACCGAUCCGGGUGCUUUCGACGCGCCAUUCUUCUCAAUACCGGCUAGAAAGGCUGCCGCCAUGGACCCACAGCAGAGAUUGCCCGUAGGCGGAAUUCCUAUAAGCAAGAUCAAGGGGUCGAAAACUGCCGUAUUCAGUGCUUCUUUCUCAGACGACUAUGCCAGGGUGGUGGGCAAAGACCCGGACAACUUCCCACAGACUGUGGUGACAGGCACAGCACUAUCCAUCCUAGCCAAUAGGGUUAGCUGGUAUUUUGAUCUCCGAGGUCCUAGCGUUCACCUGGAUACAGCUUGCUCGAGUAGUCUGGUAGCAGUCGACCUGGCAUGCCAGUGCCUUGCUUUCGAAUUUGAAUUCCUGUCCCCCGAUAGUCUUUGCUACAGCUUUGACCAUCGAGCUAAUGGAUACGCUAGAGGAGAGGGCGUGGUUGCCAUCGUCUUGAAACCGGUCUUGCAAGCGGUUCAAGAUGGCGACAUCAUCAGAGCUAUAAUCCGAUCAACAGGAUCCAACCAAGAUGGCAAGACAGCAGUCAUCACGCAGCCUAGCCCAGAGGCACAGGAGACUCUGAUUCGGAGCGUGUAUGAUAAGGCGGACCUGGAUUACUCGCUAACCAGGUACUUCGAGGCGCAUGUCGGCGAUCCAAUCGAGAUGAAGACCAUUGGGAGUGUCUUCAGGUCAUCGCGCUCCUCUAGUGAGCCGCUGUUCUUCGGUUCCGUGAAAGCAAAUCUGGGCCACCUGGAAGGGUACAGCGGCUUGGCCGGCAUCGUCAAAUCAUUGAUGGUUCUCGAGAAAGGGAUCAUCCCUCCGAAUGCCUUGUUCGACAAGAUCAACCCAGAAAUGGACACUGAAUACUGGGGCACAAAUGCCCAGUUGGUCAUGGAUGAUGCUUGGCAUUACCUUCAGACACGAAGUCUUGUCGCGCUCUCUCGCAAUACGCUGCCGCUAGGCGCAGGAGACGAUCCAACCCGGGAUUCCAAUGGAUCCGUUCUCCGUAAAGGCGCCGAAGACCAAGUGGCGAAUACACUCCUGGGGGCCAGAGCAGCAAGACAACCUGAGGUACUGCUAGCUUGGUCCGCUCCAGAUGAAAAGUCCCUGGAAGGCGUAGGCCAGAGCUACAACGAGUACGAUCUGGAGGCUAUGGCGUUCACACUGGCGACCCGCAGAAGCCAGUUUCUUUGGCGAACGUUCUCAGUUGUGGAUCGGGAACACUCUCCUCAACUCACAGGUUUUCCAAUGGCAAAGGCAGGCCGAGCAUCCAGCAGAGCAGCCAUCGCUUUCGUCUUCACUGGCCAGGGAGCUCAAUAUGUCCAAAUGGGUAUGGGCCUAAUCCAACAUCCCAUAUUCCACGAGACGAUGAGGAAAAUGGAUCUCAUAUAUCUCAGCCUUGGUUGCAGCUGGUCGAUCUUUGGUGAGCUUCGAAAAGUCGACACAAUUCACAGGCCUGAUGUCAGCCAACCUUUGUGCACGGCGCUCCAAGUCUCGUUGGUUGACUUAUUGGGGAGCCUGGGUGUAGUCCCGAAGGUGGUCGUUGGGCACUCUUCCGGGGAGAUUUCAGCAGCAUACACGAUCGGCGCCCUCUCUCUUGAGUCCGUGUGCAAGGUGUCUUAUUGCCGUGGGCAGGUGGCUGAGAAGGUUCGUGGGGCAUCAGCAUCCUGCCCCGGUGCCAUGAUGUCUGUGAAUAUUGCCCAUGAUCAAAGCAACGGGUACUUGGACAUAGAAGGGUACUCCGGAAUGACCAAUAUUCAGGUCGCUUGCAUUAACAGCCCGCUCAACACAACUCUUUCGGGAAAAGAGGAUGCCAUUGACAGCCUCAAAGAAAGGCUAGACAGAGACGGAGUCUUUGCUCAGAAGUUGAAGAAAGGAGUGGCGUAUCAUUCGUCGGCAAUGCAGUCUAUUGCGGACGAGUAUGCAUCGCUUAUGGGCUCGCUUGAUACGGGACGAUCGAGCGCUCAUCCGACAAUCCCAAUGGUUUCGUCUGUCUCUGGUUCUGCACUCAACCCAGAGACCCUCACGAAGACUCAAUACUGGAUUGACAACAUGGUAAUGCCCGUGAGGUUCUUGGAUGCUGUACAGAACGUCUUGCAGGUUGUCCCCACGAUCUCCGACUUCGUUGAGGUUGGCGCCCAUUCGGCCUUGCGAAGACCGGUGCAGGACAUUCUGAGCGGUUUCGCUAACAAAGAAGGGGCUGAUAUCAGUCCUGGACAGAUCAAAAUCUGCAUCGCGCUCUAUCCUGGAGGCAACCAGCAAGACCCAGGCGAUAGACCACUCCCGAUUCUUCUCGAUGGUCCAGCAUACUCCUUCGAUCACUCAAGAGUGUACUGGGCCGAAUCGAGGUUCAGUACCGACUACAGAUUACGCAAGCCAGCUUCAAGCGAUAUCCUAGGCUUACCUGUAUCCGAUUGGAAUCCUUUGUGGCCUAAAUGGCGAAGUUGCGCGAGCAUCGAGACUGCGCCACGGUUACGUGACCAUGAAUGGUUGACAGGCGAACUCCAGGUGUCUGGUACCAUUCUCUUUCCCGGAAUGGGCAUGCUAGUUAUGGCACUUGAAGCAAUCAAACAGAGUUGUCCUUCGAUGCGGUUGAUCACCGGCUACCAGGUGAAGGAAGCCAACUUCUUGGCGCCAGCUAUCAUCCCCGAUACGCCCUCUGAGCACACGGAAAUGGUGACUGAGUCACGAAAGCAAUGGUCUGAAUGCUUUCGUGGGAAGAUUCGGGUUCAGUACGAAGAUUUCACCGAGUCCAUGUAUCACGGUAUUGAGACCUUCCUGGCCCACGCCGAGAUUUUGGGGGACUACGAGGAUGCCACGCGCACUUGCAAGAAGCAAAUCAAUCGCCAGACAUUCUACAAGCACUGUGCAGAUCAAGGAAUCAAAUACGGGGACUUCUUUACCCUGCUCGACAGCAUCUGCUGGGACGGCAAGAAGCUGGCAAUUGCUCGAGUGGAUAUAUCUGAUGGGAAGCAUGGAUCCACAAACCUGGUCCACCCUGCUAUACUGGACUCCGCCGUACAGUCACUCUACCGGAUGGCAGCACUCUCAGACUUCGACGUGGAUGACAGUGGCUCAAUCUUGUGUGAGAUGAAAAGGUUCAUCUUGAAGCCAAUAGGGAACAAUGGUAUCGAGCAGCCUAUCAAUACCCAGAGGCUGCUUUACGGCAUCAACUGGAAGCCACAGCUCAGUCUCCUGGAUGCGACGCAGCUACGCCACCUUUGCCAUGCCGAGUCCUUUGAGAAGGACGACACAGCCAUGGAACUCUACCGUCAGAAGCUCGAUGUUGCCUUGGAUCAGGUCAUACACAGGACCAUCAGGCUACUCACCGACAAGGACCAGGGCCAAGAUAGUGACGACCUUGAGCCUAUACUCGAAGAAUUGGAGAGACUUUAUCCGCCAUUUCAGAUCUUCCCGGUUGUAGUCCGCAAUCUUCGACCCAUUCUCUUGGGAGAGACGAACCCCUUAUCCCUUGUGUUCGACACGGGCUUGGCUGAACGACUUUACGCGGACAUAUUUGACAACAUCUCCGACCACAGGUUCACGGCCCUCCUGCAGUUAUUAGUGCACGAAAAACCCAACCUAAAGAUCCUCGAGGUGGGCGCUAGCACUAGUGGAUGGACCAAGCGCGUGCUGUCCACAUUCGAUGCAUUUGAAAGAGAGACCGGGGCGAACACCUUUUCUGAGUACGUGUACUCAGAUAUAUCAGAUGCGUUCUUCUUGAAGGCUUCUCAGCAGUUCCAAGAAUUCGAAGGACGUCUCCGCUUCAAGACCCUCGAUCUGGAGCAGCCUGCAGCUUGUCAAGGGUUUCAACUUGGCUCGUACGACUUGGUCAUUGCCGGCAGCGUCCUACAUGCAACAUCAGACUUGACAGCAACCAUUCGGAACGUCAGAAGCUUACUGAAGCCAGGUGGCAAGCUCCUCAACAUUGAGAUCACCUCACCGCAGAAAUUAGAGACCAACUUUGCCUUCGGUUUAUUGCCUGGAUGGUGGCUUUCGUGCGAAUCGUACAGAUCCCUGUGCCCCGGCAUAGGCGAAUCACACUGGGAUCGACUUCUACGAGACAACCACUUCUCAGGUAAUGAUCUCGUCUUGCGCGAUCAUGAAACAAACAUCUGUCAUGCUUUCAGCCUCAUGGUAUCGACUGCCCAAAAUUCCAUCCUUCCAAGCGACUUGACCAACGGAGCCCCAAAUACGAACGUCCUGUUGCUUAUUGAUGCUCGAUCAAGCCGACAAGUAGAUUUAGCCAGAAUAAUCGAGCCCAAUCUUUCCGCUCCGUCGGGAUACGCGGUAAAGGUGCUACAAAUGGACAGUUCGGAUCUUUCCGACCUUGCAGCUUCACACACCGUGGUGUCCCUUCUCGAAAUCGACCGGCCCCUGCUUUCUGAAAUGGUAGACAGCGAGUUCGAAUCUCUGAAGGCCAUAACGAGACAACUACAUAAGUUGCUGUGGGUCACUUCGUGUAGUGUGCAGGAUGAGCAAUAUGCGCACUACGCGUUCAUGCAAGGACUGUUCAGGUCUCUGCGUUCCGAGGCGGCAGAAAAGCAAAUCGUAACACUUGCGAUCGAAUCCCUAGAGCCAGACCUGCCCACUGCAACCUGCGCCGAUUACAUCCUCAAAGUCUUCGACGCAUCCUCCCACGCAGAGACGCCAGAACUAGAGUAUAUUGUGCGAGAUGGCAUGAUUAGGACUGGACGGCUUGAAAGAGAUGCAAUCGUCAGCGAGAACGUACGGUCUUUGGCUUUGCCUAAGAUGAUGACCGAGCCGUCGUCUGAUGGCCCGGCCCUCAAGCUCGCGAUCGCUACCCCGGGUCUUUUGAACACCCUUCGACUAAUUGAAGACACCUACCAUCAGGCCGAGCUAGGUCCAGAAGAAAUCGAGAUCGAAGCGAAGGCUUGGGGACUAUCAUUCAAGGAUAUCUUUGUCGCUCUCGGCCGCCUGGAAGGAGAUGAACUGGGCAUUGACUGUUCAGGAGUUGUGACGCGAGUUGGGUCUGAGUGCCACGGGAUCAUCGCGCCUGGAGACCGCGUGCCCAUGUGCUCUCUUGGCUGUAUGCGGACUUAUCCCCGCGCCCCAGCAUGCACCGUGGUCAAGAUCCCGGACUCCAUAUCCUUUGAAGCCGCAACUUCAAUCAUCAACGCCGGUAUUAUGGCGUAUUACUGUCUGAUUGAAAAAGCACGGCUUGGAAAGGGAGAGACAAUCUUGAUCCACGCAGCGGCUGGAAGCACGGGACAAAUGGCCUGGGCUCUUGAGGCAAAGCGGCAACUCAUGAUGGAACAAUUCGACAUUCCAGAGGACCAUAUAUUCUACAGCCGGAACCUUUCCUUCGCGGACGGUGUAAAGCGCAUGACGAAUAAUCGCGGUGUUGAUGUCGUGCUCAAUUCCUUGUCUGGAGACGGGCUUAUUGCUUCAUGGGAGUGUGUCACCCCAUUUGGUAGGUUCGUGGAAAUCGGAAAGGCCGAUAUCACUUCGAAUUCGCCUUUGCCGAUGACGGGCUUUGCUAGGAACAUAAGCUUCCACGCUGCAGACCUAUGGCAUGUAGCACAGUCAUCGUCGGAGCUCUGCGGCGAACUGUUUAGGGGCAUCAUGAACCUAAUCACUCAAGGCUUGAUCCAGCCUCCGGCACCUCUAUGCUUGUAUCCCGUUGCAGAAGUCGAAAAGGCCCUUAGGUUUGUGCAGAGCGGAAAGAACACUGGGAGGACUAUCAUCACUAUCGAUCCUUCCGAGAAGGUCCAGAAAGGGGCCAGAAACCUGAUCGUCCUCUCACGUUCUGGGCCGUCGUCCGAGAUGGCUACAGAAAUCAUGACAGAGCUCAGCAAACAUGGCGUCAACAUUGCCGCGCCAAAGUAUGAUGUUUCAUCGAUCAAGUCUCUCUCCGAUGCCCUAUCUAAAUAUGGGGUAGAUUCACUGAUGGCUGUGGAGUUGCGCAACUGGAUUGGUACGGACUUCAAGGCUCAAGUAGCCGUCUUUGACAUCAUGGGUGGCGGUACAGUCAUAUUCGACAUCGGUGACUUGGUCCUUAGCAGGAGUCAGUUGGUUGGGGUGAAGGCUGAGUAA
This is a messenger RNA of Anthostomella pinea, 6246 nucleotides long. Lineage: Eukaryota; Fungi; Ascomycota; Sordariomycetes; Xylariales; Xylariaceae. The record is from the annotation of a GenBank genome assembly.